Messenger RNA from Corylus avellana, 1305 nucleotides. The record is from RefSeq and is a predicted model, not a curated record. Lineage: Eukaryota; Viridiplantae; Streptophyta; Magnoliopsida; Fagales; Betulaceae.
AUGGCGUCUCUCCUCUCCCUCCUUACAGUACUCACUGUAGCACAACCUCCAACCCCUAAUACCUCCUACAAACCACCAGUACCAUUACUUCCACCUCCUGGUCUCCUCAUGUCUGCGGUGAUUUUUCCCCAGACAUUUGGAGGAGCAUAUGUUAUAUCGAUAGGAGUGGGUACCCCUCCUGUCAACCAGCUUAUGAUUAUAGACACAGGGAGUGACAUUACGUGGUUUCAGUGUAAACCCUGUAAUUGUUACCAAAUGCCGGGGGUAUUCGACCCACUCAAUUCCACUUCCAUUUCAGUGGUGCCUUGUGACUCCUCUGCCUGUAAUCAACUCCAGCGACACAGUUGUAGCAAGAGUCAGUGUCAAUACGAGGUGGACUACUUGGACAACUCUUUCACCAACGGCUCGCUUGUGCUCGAAACGCUCACAUUUGGAAGCACUGCUGUUUUGAAUGUACUCACUGGGUGCGGGCACUCAAACUUCGGCUUCAUGCUUGGAGCCCACGGCUUGGUUGGCCUUGGAGGAGGGCCACUUUCAUUGGCUACUCAGCUUCGGGUACAUGGACGGGCAGGCAUCUUCAGUUAUUGCUUGCCCAAUCUGCAUGGAGGGUUACUUGGUUGGUUGAAUUUCAGCCUUCCAAAUGUCGUGUUACCUACGGGAACUGCAUGGAUUCCCUUAGUCCGCACCACAAAAAUAAAGACUCAUUACCAUGUUGAGCUAUCGGGCCUUGGGAUUGGAAACAUGCAGCUACCCAUUCCCCAAAACAGCUUCAAGGGAGGCGCGAUCAUAGAUUCAGGUACAACAUACACCUACCUACCGAGGCUUGUUUACGAGGCUAUUCGUAAUGCCUACCUUGCAAAAACAGUAAAUCUUCCUCGGGCCCCUGCGACCUCCUUGUUUGACACGUGCUAUAACCUAUCCGGCUUAGAGUCGGUUCAAGUUCCAAAUGUGUCAUUCUUCUUCUCUGCCGGACCAAUUCUAACAUUGCAAAUGUGGAACAUUCUAGUUGAGCAAGAACGUUAUGUUGGUGAAAGAAUUUUCUGUUUUGCAUUUAUCCCUACCAGUGAUGUUACAUCUAUUAUUGGGAACACUCAACUAGCUGGAAUUCAGACUUCCUUCGAUGCAGAGGCGGGAUAUGUGGGAUUUGGUCCGAGCAUUUGUGGUCCUCCAGAAAGUUCACCUCAUUGUCAUGGGCAUUGGCCUCCUAGGAGGAGUAUAGCCUUGGAGAAUUAUAUUCCUCCAAAUCCCUUAUUUCUAUGUUUAUUUACCUGCUUUUAUGUGUUAAUUAUAAGUAUCCUUGAUUGA